Adineta ricciae is the source of this 879-nucleotide messenger RNA. The record is from the annotation of a GenBank genome assembly. Lineage: Eukaryota; Metazoa; Rotifera; Eurotatoria; Adinetida; Adinetidae.
AUGGCUGAUUCCACAAGCAACACGCCAAUGAAUUUGUUUACUGCUAGUUCUAAUGAGCAUACACUUUUUGCUGGAACACUUCGCAACUGGGGAGAUCCUCUACUACAAGGACAAGAGCCGACUCGAGUACCAUUGUGUCCUCGUUGUGCAACGUGUCGAUGCGAAUCAUUGAGAAAUCUAACUCGUUCAUCAGCCAGUCGCAAACAUCAUCAUCAUAGACAUCAUGAACCGUCAUGUCCAAAUUAUCAUCAACACGAACGAGCGAAAACGACUAGUAAACAACGAACACUAGUGAAAACGAAACGUCGAGCGAAUUCACAUGAUCCAUCUUUAACCUUAAACAAUCGUCCAUUAAUAUCAACGCCAAAUACAGAAUAUUCUUCAUCAACGUCAUCGACACCGCUAAUGAAGCCGCGAAAUAACAAAUCCAAAAUACCUGUGAGAGUAUCAACAAUGUCAAAAACUGCCAGCGAAUGUUCUUCAACGUCAUCUUUGAAUAACAAUCGAUCGUCAAAUAUAAAAACAAAACUUCCACAGCCACUUAUUAAACCUACAACAUCAUUGACAACUAUUUUCACUCAGACGAAUCAAACAAUAUCAAGUAGUGAUGAGUUUGGCGAGUAUGACCAAGACAGUCUAGAUGACGAUGCUCCCGAGACAUCUGCAUCGAUAUCUACGAAUGAAUAUUCCAAUUCAAAUCUGUUACCAAAGACGAAAAGAAAAGAUAUGAUGAUGUUAUAUUGCUCUUCGAGCCAUCCUGAUCACUUCGAUGAUGUGACCGACGACGAAUUGUCAAUCACCAGGGAGAAGAAACGGUUGACGCCAUCGUCAUCCUCAUCGGAAAAACGACAGCGACGAUCGUGGUACAAGGAAGGUUAG